AUGACUGAAGCCACGAACGGCUCUCAACCCCAACAAGAUUGGAAGAUACAAGUAAAAAAUGGCGAUUAUAAAAGUCAACCGAAGCACCUUGGUGUAACUCCUCCCAUCGCAUUGAGUCCUCCGACGUCUAGAGAGCAUGAAGUUACAGAUUCGUUACUUGAAGAACUUAAAGAACAAGGCACUUUUGAAAGCGAAGAUGAAAGUAAAAGACGUGAAGUAGUGCUUGGCAAACUCGAUAAAAUCGUUAAAGAUUUUGUUUAUCGAACAUGUAAAGAAAAAAAAAAUUUACCUGAAGCUGACGCUAGGGAAGCUGGAGGAAAAAUAUUUACUUUCGGCUCCUAUCGAUUAGGUGCCGACAUUGACACAUUAUGUGUUGUUCCUCGUCACGUAGUACGCGAUGAUUUCUUCACCGAAAUGCAUGAAACUUUGCGUGAUCGGAUCGAAGUUACUGAAUUGACGAGUGUGACUGAUGCAUAUGUGCCCGUAAUCAAAAUGAAAUUUCAAGACAUCCCAAUUGAUCUUGUGUUUGCGAGUUUGGGAGUUUCUAAAGUCGCUGACGAUCUUGAUCUUAAAGAUAAUUCUCUAUUGAAAAAUUUAGAUGAAACUUGUAUAAGAAGUUUAAAUGGAUCUCGAGUAACAGAUGAAAUCCUACGUCUGGUUCCUAAUAUACCAGCAUUUCGGACUUCUCUGAGAUGCAUUAAAUUAUGGGCAAAAAGACGUGCCAUUUAUUCAAAUAUAAUGGGAUUUUUUGGCGGUGUAGCUUGGGCUAUGUUAGUGGCCCGUAUAUGCCAACUAUAUCCUAAUGCAAUUGCUGGCGCAAUAGUGUCUCGAUUUUUCAGAAUCAUGUAUCAAUGGAAUUGGCCACAGCCAGUAUUACUGAAGCCCAUCGAAGAAGGUCCACUACAAGUCAGAGUCUGGAAUCCAAAGCUAUAUCCAAUUGAUCGAUCGCAUUUGAUGCCCAUUAUUACUCCAGCUUAUCCUUCAAUGUGCGCAACGCACAAUGUUACAUCCUCGACAAAAAGAAUUAUUGAGGCUGAAUUCAAACGAGCCGCCGAAAUUGCCGAUAAAGUCAUGGUUGGAACGGGAAAAUGGAAUGAACUUUUUGCUAAACACGAUUUUUUUUUAAGAUAUCGCUAUUAUCUCCAAAUUAUAGCAUCUUCGGAUUCCCCCGAACGACAAUUGAAAUGGUCUGGAAUGGUAGAAUCAAAGAUUCGACAUCUCAUCACGAAACUGGAAGUAGUAGAUAAUCUUGGUCUAGCGCAUCCUUUUGUAAAUGGUUUUGAGAAAGUUCAAAAUUGUAGAAAUGAUCAAGAACAAUCUGAUAUUGCACACGGAAUGUUUAAUAAUAAUAGUGUUGAAGUAAACCCCGCUGACCAAUCACAAGAUAAUGUCCGCCUAAUAUACACGACAACUUUCUACAUUGGAUUAUAUAUCGAGCCUCGAACAACUGGUGCAACCGCGCCACGACAAUUGGAUAUCUCUUGGCCUAUUUCCGAAUUCACAAAAAUGGUGAAAUCAUGGGACAAAUACGACGAACAAACGAUGGCAAUUGUCGUUAAAUACGUAAAGAGUAAUCAACUCCCCACCGAUUUAUUUGAAGAUGGUGAUCAAAGACCGAUACGGCGUAAAUCACCGAAAACAACUGGGAAGAAUAAAUUCAAUAAUACUACCACAACGGGAACGGAGCAGCCCAAUAAGAAGCGACGAGGCUCGAAUGAUACAGUAAUGUCAGCAUUCGAAAAUGAUAAUGAACAAAUUUUGAAUGGAUCAGAAAACCGUAUGGAAAAACCUGAUAAUCAUACAUCAUCAUCGUCUAAUAUAUUGGCAUCCACCACCAACAAUAGGGGUGCCUCAGUGACGACUCUCACUCCUGCUGCUCCUCCAACAACACCAUUUGACCAGCCACACGUGAGGCAGACUGUCAAGAGUGGUCCUUGA
Ambispora gerdemannii is the source of this 1938-nucleotide messenger RNA. Lineage: Eukaryota; Fungi; Glomeromycota; Glomeromycetes; Archaeosporales; Ambisporaceae. The record is from the annotation of a GenBank genome assembly.